AUCGGGUUGAUGAAUAAGCUGCUUCGGUAUUUUUUUUUGAAAAUCAUUGUUUUUUUAAAUAAGGAACAAUCAGGCAAGAGUUUAUAUCUGAAUUCGACGAACGAACAAUACCAUCCUGGACUUCCAUACACAUUGUUCAGACAAUUUGUUAUCUAAAUAGUACCUGCAGAAUUAUAGGAGUGAUACUUUAAAAAUUAUCAGCUUACUACGUGGAUGAAAUAGGCAUUAGAUAAUAGUUUAUCAGUCUUGUUACCUUGCAUUUAUAAGCACUUGACUUGAUCGAGAAAGUAAUCGAAUCGUUCAGUCUUAUGUAAAAGGUGUACUGUAGUAGCUAUGCAGAAAAUUGUAAUAUUCGGAGGUACUGGCAUGACCGGUCAGUGCACUGUAAAAUAUGCCCUGGAAAAAGGGCUCCAAGUGCGAUUGAUGGUACGAAAUGAAGCCACCCUACCGGAUGCAUUCAAGGGUCAAGUGGAAGUAGUGUCUGGAGAUGUAACAAAUAGCACCGAUGUGGCCAAUGCUGUCCAGGGGCAAGAUCUCGUGUGUGUUGCUUUGGGAACGCGCAAUGAUUUGCAACCAACGACUGUUUUGUCCACUGGAAUGCAAAACAUAGUCGACGCCAUGAAGGCUGUGGGUCUCCGGAAAGUUUCCGUUUGUCUCUCGUCAUUCCUGUUUUUCAAGCCCGACAAAGUUCCAAAAAUGUUCAUCGACCUGAACGCCGAACACAAGAAAAUGUUGGACAUCAUUAAAGCAUCUGGACUGGAGUACCGUGCCGUCUUUCCGCCGCACAUUGCAGACGAACCUUCGGGAGAAUACGUGACGGCAUUCGACAAAUCUCCCGGAUUGACACGUUCGAUUUCCAAGUACGAUUUAGGAAAAUUUUUGGUUGAAUCGUUAUUUGAUGAGCAAUAUGCUGGCAAACAAAUUGGAUUGUGUACGAAACCCAGUUGCUGAACAUUUGAUAGAAUAUUAAUAAAAAUUUUACAAUAAGAAUUGUUUUGUUAAAAAAAAAGUUAAUCCAAUUACUCUUGAUUAAAAAUCAUAGUCGAGAUUCUGAGGAACGCUUAUGAGUUUGAGUGAAUUUGAAUUUUAAUAUGAAAUUUCUAUCUUAGGUACUGGUAGCGUAAAUUGGCUAGCUUUCAAUACAAUCGUCGAUUGAAUCGAAAACAUUUGAGUAUAUUUGAGAACAUUUGAGAAAAGAUCCUAUUUUUUUCAUAAUAGCAGUAAUAGUUCGACGGAGCGUGCGGUAGAAAGAAAGUAAUGGAACAAAAGGUUGAUAGAGUCAAAACAGAAUGGGACAAGACAAAUUAGGUAAAGGAAUGUUAUUGCAGCAACGCUUAAGAAGUGUACCAUUGCUCUUUACCCAAGCUGGGAGAUCCGCUAACCGAACUGGCUCCAAAUAUAACUUGGGUCGAUGAGGGUAAUUUUUUUUCAAUAUCAUUAUGACUCAUUCACUAGACUGACUCAGUUUGAAUUGCGUUCAAAUAAAAUUAGGUUUGAGUUUGAAGUAAACUCUGUUUCUGUUCAAAAAACUGUCUCCUUGUCAUUAAUUUUACACCGUAUUAACCUUCUAAGUUGAAGCCAAAUAAAGACAAAAUUGAAGUAAUAAACAAAACAAACAUAUUUUAGAAAUUGCAAUUAUUGCAUUAAAACAAUGAGAAAAUGAUGAAAAGUAAAAAACAUGAGAACCCUUACAAAGAAAUAUGCUAGGAGUAACCCAUGCAAAAUCGAGAAACAAUUAGUUAUAUGUUGAAAUACAAAAGGGAUAAACUGCUUGAGAAAUAAAAUAUAUUGCGAUAUCGAAAACGUUUAGUGUAGCAAAUAUAAUCGAAAACUAAUUCAAAGUAGAACAAAAGCGAAAAAAAAACUACUAAAAGAUUAAAUCGAUAGAGAAUACAAAAAAUCAAAAUUGACGCCACAUCGUCAUUAAAUUUUGAGAUGCUCAAAC
Sabethes cyaneus is the source of this 1945-nucleotide messenger RNA. RefSeq names its product flavin reductase (NADPH). Bases 334 to 951 code for a protein of 205 amino acids. The transcript has a single exon. NCBI's taxonomy places the organism in Eukaryota, Metazoa, Arthropoda, Insecta, Diptera, Culicidae. The record is from RefSeq and is a predicted model, not a curated record.